CACGCCACACACACCAUUUCCCACAGUUCCACAUUUUUCACCCCCCCCCCCCACCCCUUCAUUCCCAAUGGAAGAUGCUAUAAAACACAUUCACAUCAAUCCCACUCACUUUAUAAACAUUAAUUAUGCAAUUCAACCAAUACUCUGUAUUAAACAUAAAAUGUGAUUUAGUAAUACAUUACAAAAAAAAAAUGCUGCACUCACAGGCCAGGGAGAGUUGGCAGGAACACAGACAAAAUCUCAAGACUUGAGAUUAUGAAACAAGGUACUUUAUGAACAAUUUUGCAGUGGGAUCAAUACUCUGUAUUAAAUAGAAAAUGUGAUUUGGUAAUACCCAAAAAUUUGCAACGCUCACAGCUGAGAAAGGACAAUGAGAGAUGGCGGUAACACAAUCAGACAAAAAAAAAAAAAAAAUACUGAGAUAUGUUUAUCAUAACAUCUUCUGGACACUUUCGGGGACAGCCUUACUUGCUCCUCAUGUAAAAUCACCACUUGAGAGAUCUGCGUAGAGGACAUCAUUCAUGGGACAUUAAAGGUCAAUAGUAGGAAAGAAUAGGUAAACAGGUGGUCCAGGGGUCAGUGGAGUAAGGGGGGUGUAUGUGUGUGUCGGCAUGUCGAGGGACUUCAUCACACCAGAUCGGACUUUAAAGCAGGCCUCCUAAAGCCAGAAUCAAAGCGGACAGGAGGGGUGUCUUCUAAAGUAGAAGAUCGCUGACCCGUGUCCAAGGACCGCACGUCGGUAUUUGUCACUGGCCCGACUGCGUACUGUAUGCGUGGGCCCAAGGUUACGGCCGAGCUGCUGUGUGAAGAGCAAAUCAGGCGGCUUAUAUUUAGCCUCGCAAAUGGCGCUCUGUGGAUUAUGUCUUGCGGCUCUCCGGUUUCGUCUUCAGCGCCUCUGCCUACCGUGACGGGGGCUGCAGUCUGAGCUAUUCAGGUGAGGCUCAAUGUCAUGUUCUUCCACACCAGUUCGUCUUCCAGGCAUUUUUUCGCUCUUCCUUCGGCGCACAAACCCAAAGGAUAUUUGCGUUUCACCGCCGUCUUCCUCCAGGGGUGAAAGGCUAUCCUCGCACCGCUCGUCCCGGACCCACGGACCAGUAGCGCUGGAGGUUGUUCCACCGGACGACUCUUGGGAAUCAUGGACGUCCUCGCCUUAGAGGCAAAGAAUGUCAACGGUUCAGAGCCUGAGAAAAAGUCUUCAUCCAGGCCCCGACCCAAACCGCCCAAAAAGCCAAAAAGGAUCGUUUACUUUGAGGUGGAGAUUGUGGAUGUAAAGACCAAGGAGAAACUGCUCCUGCUGGACAAGGUGGAGCCAACUGCCACUAUUUUGGAUAUUAAGGCUUUGUUUCACAAAUCAUAUCCAAAGUGGUACCCGGCCAGACAGUCCCUGCGCUUGGAUCCAAAGACCAAGUGUCUCAGGGAUGAGGAAGUCCUCCAAACACUUCCUGUGGGAACCACAGCCAGCUUCUACUUCAGGGACCUCGGACCGCAGCUCACAUGGGGGACUGUCUUCCUUGCAGAGUGCGUCGGUCCGCUGGUCAUCUAUUUAAUGUUCUACUUCCGCGUCCCCUUCAUCUACGCUCCAAAAUACGACUUCACCGCCAGCAAGAACUGGGUCGUACAUUCUGCUUGCAUCUGUCACUCUUUACAUUACAUCAAGAGGAUUUUGGAGACAAUGUUCGUCCACCGCAUCUCGCACGGGACCAUGCCUCUCCGGAACAUAUUUAAGAAUUGUGGCUUUUACUGGAGUGCCGCGGCCUGGAUGGCGUACUACAUCAACCACCCGCUCUACACGCCGCCGCUUUACGGUCAGCAGCAAGUGAAUGUCGGACUUUACUUUUUCUUGUUUUGCCAACUUGGGAAUUUCUCCAUCCACGUCGCGCUUCGGAACCUCAAGCAACCCGGUUUAAAAGUCAAGAAGAUUCCUUACCCGACGAAGAAUCCCUUCACGUGGAUUUUCUGGCUGGUGUCUUGUCCAAACUAUACGUAUGAGGUGGGCUCGUGGCUGGGCUUCAGCGUGAUGACGCAGUGCCUGCCCGUGGCUCUCUUCACGCUGGCCGCCUUCGUGCAGAUGAGCGUGUGGGCCCGAGGCAAACACCGCGGCUACUUGAAGGAGUUCAAGGACUAUCCCACCCUGCGCUCCCCCAUUCUGCCCUUCAUCCUCUAGAACGCCACACCGCCUCGGCGGGGGGGAGGCGACCUUUUUCCUAUCAGGGGCCAUUUGUGUUCAAAUCCUCCCAGAGUCAUACGAAAUGUAUGCAAAAAAUAUAAUGUAAUGAAUGUUUAUUAUUACACAUUUUGAGCAAUUUGUUCUAUUUGUUUUGACAUUUGCAUGGCGAUCUGUGUACUGGAUGGACCGCCACCAUUUGGAGCGCGCAAGGUUUGGCUGCUUUAAAGUCUUAAUUUACGGAGAAAGUUUUUAUUUUUGUUAUUUUGCUACAUUGCUUGGUUUUGAAAGUAUUUCUACAUGUCAGUUGGCUGCUACUGUUGGCAGGGGUUUCACCACAUACAGCGAAAAGUGAUAUUCUUUUAAGCUUUUGACUUAUGAAACAAGUUUGUUUGACCACCGGCAUCAUGAAGUGCUUUCACGGAAACAUUUGAUGCGGAAGUGAUUUUUUUUUAAAUUACCUUAUUUAAUUAAUUAAAAAUUAAACUACCAAGUAAAUCUUUUGUUAUCUGCUUACUUGUCUGGCUAAUUUGCAAAAGUUCAUUAUGGUGAACUGCCACAUACUUGCACGAGUUCAGCAGUUGCAAAUUUUUUUUUGGGUGGGGGACCCUUUCAGUUCUUGAACCUGUCAUGUAUCAAGUGCAUGUACUGAUGGUGCUGUGGUACAUGCUGCUGUAGAUCGCAUGGGUUAGAUUUCUGGCCGGUGUUAAGCCUGGGUUUAAAAAAAAAAGAAAAAAUUGGGUGGGUUGCGCCAGGAAGACCAUCCGGCAUAAAAACUGUGCCAAGCAAAUCAUGCCAGUGACUUGCUGUAGCGACCCCCGAUGGCCACAACAACACGGGGUCAAGUGCAUAUUUGGCACAGAGCAGAGGCGCAAGGAUCCAAACGGGGUCAAGUGGGCCGUAGCCAAGCAACGAAAAUAAACUUUUAAAACGAUACUCCCAGGGUUUUUUUGUGUAUUUUAUUUUUUUUUGUACUCUACUGAUGUGAUGAAAAUGUCGUCAUAGUCGAUCAAUCAAUGUCAAUCAUCAUUGAUAUUUUUUCACGACAGGACCGCGGUGCCCAACCUUUUUCUGCGGUACAGACCGGUUUCACAUGACAAGAUAUUUCGUCGGCUUGGCAUAGUAACAAAGAAAAACAAAAUGAUUAAAAAUACAACUCACCAUUGCGCUGAAUGUUGUAAUUAGUGGGAACUUGCGCAUGUUUCUCUUGACAUGCCGGUCUCAUCUUGUGUCCCAUGAUGUAGCCGGGCUCCAAAAAUAGUCUGUUGAGUAUCACUGUUUCUUUUUCACUUGUUCAUUUAUUGUAUUUCAAGAUAGAUUCAAGUGUUGUGAACGGACACAAAUGUCGCGAUGUUGGUGCGUGUUGUAUCGUACAACUUCGAGGAUGAAUAAAGUUCUUGUUAGCACAGUU
Phyllopteryx taeniolatus (common seadragon) is the source of this 3575-nucleotide messenger RNA. Its product is annotated as very-long-chain enoyl-CoA reductase-like. NCBI's taxonomy places the organism in Eukaryota, Metazoa, Chordata, Actinopteri, Syngnathiformes, Syngnathidae. Bases 1136 to 2164 code for a protein of 342 amino acids. The transcript has 11 exons. Gene Ontology annotation, biological process: very long-chain fatty acid biosynthetic process. Gene Ontology annotation, molecular function: oxidoreductase activity, acting on the CH-CH group of donors. The record is from RefSeq and is a predicted model, not a curated record.